UCUGUCUCCCACCCUCACACACACUCACACACACACACCAGCCUCCUGUCUCCCCCCUCGGGUGUGUGUGAGAGAGGCAGAGUGUGUCCAACUUAUCUGUGCUGGACCUUUAAUCCCUUUUCCACCCUCAGCUCCACGAGAGAGAGCCUCAUUCAUCCUCCCCUCUGCUCGUCUCACUGUGGGAAGACAACAUGACGGACGCGGCCACCAACAUGCGGCUGAAGCUGCCGAUCACCUGCUUCAUCCUGGAGAUCAUCCUCAUCAUCCUCUUCGGCACGUUGGUGCAGUACGACCGCGAGACGGAUGCAAAGCAGUGGCAUAACCAGAGUCAUGAAGACUAUGAGAACGACUUCUAUUUCCGCUACCCAAGUUUCCAGGAUGUUCACGUGAUGAUCUUCAUCGGUUUCGGCUUCCUCAUGACCUUCCUGCAGCGCUAUGGCUUCAGCAGCGUGGGCUUCAACUUCUUGAUCGCCGCCUUCGCCCUGCAGUGGGCCACGCUCAUGCAGGGCUUCUUCCACGGUCUGCAUGGAGGCAAGAUCCACAUCGGAGUGGAGAGUAUGAUCAAUGCUGAUUUCUGCACCGGCUCCGUGCUCAUCUCAUUUGGAGCGGUUCUGGGUAAAACCAGCCCGGUCCAGCUGCUGAUCAUGGCGAUGUUCGAGGUCACACUGUUUGCAGUCAACGAGUUCAUCCUGCUGUCUAUUCUGGGGACCAGGGAUGCUGGAGGCUCCAUGACCAUCCACACGUUUGGAGCCUAUUUCGGACUCAUGGUGACCCGAGUCCUGUACCGACCCAACCUGGACAAGAGCAAACACAAGAACUGCUCCGUGUACCACUCUGACCUCUUUGCUAUGAUCGGUACCAUCUACCUGUGGAUGUUCUGGCCCAGCUUCAACUCUGCCAUCACGGCACACGGAGACGACCAGCACCGCACAGCCAUGAACACCUACUACUCCCUGGCAGCCUGCACUCUGUCCACCUACGGCAUGUCGGCCCUCACCGCACACGACGGCAAGCUGGACAUGGUCCACAUCCAAAACGCUGCUCUGGCUGGUGGAGUCGCUGUGGGAACCGCGGGCGAAAUGAUGCUGACUCCUUUCGGCUCCAUGAUUGUUGGUUUCCUGGCCGGCAUCAUCUCCGUGCUGGGCUUCAAGUACCUCUCACCAAUCUUGGAGGAAAAACUGAAGAUCCAAGACACCUGCGGGGUUCACAACCUGCACGGCAUGCCUGGCGUCCUGGGUGCUAUUGUUGGAGCGGUGACUGCUGCCUUGGCAUCCGCGGAUGUUUAUGGAGGAGGUUUGGAAGACGUCUUCCCCGAUGUGGCGAGCGGAGAUGUUACGGCUACUAAACAGGGCGGUAUUCAGGCCGCUUCCCUCGCCGUCACCCUCGGCAUCGCCCUGCUGGGAGGCCUUAUUGUCGGAUUCAUUUUGAAGCUGCCCAUCUUCGGCGCUCCUCCCGACACCAUCUGCUUUGAGGACAGCAUCUACUGGGAGGUGCCUGGAGAGGAGGAACACCACGACGGCCAGCUGACCGCAGUGAGGACGGAGGAGUCGGAGAAGCUCAACAGUUAGACACCGAGACAGAACACACACACACACACACACACACACACACACACACACACACUGAGGUUUUAACGUCCUAGCACUUGAGUAUUACACCCUUUUAGGUCUUAAGAAAAUAAAAAUGUACGUGCAUCGUGCUCAUGUCAGCUGCCAAAUGUUUGUGAAUGAAUAAACACAUAAAUACAUAAAAUGAUAAAUAAAUGAAUAAAAAAAAUUUUAUUCUGCACAAAUUAAAAUAAAAUCCGCCCCCUCCCUUUUUUUCACAUGUUAUUGACGACUGUGCCCACUAGAGGUCGAUCUCGAGCUGUGUCGCUCUGUGCUAGAGGCCCGUGAGAACACUGCAUUGGGAAAUGAUGUGUCUAUUUGAUGAAAGAUGCUGUCUAAUUGUCCCCUAAAACCGAGCCAAGACACGGCUACAGAAUUUAAUUUCAGCAGCCGCCACCGAACCAAAGACGAACACGACUCCUUUCAGAGCCAGAAACCUCCAUCCAACACCAAGAGGCCUCAGUGAGUCCUGGGAAAUAUAUUGAAAUGAAAAAAAAAGAUCACAUUUUCACAAGCAACACUUUUUUUUUUUUUUUUUUUUCGUUUUUACCGUUUUCUUUAUUUGAAUAAAGGAUUUUCAUGCAAAACAAUGCAGAGACGUAAGGAUUUUUAUACGUGUGUGUUAUCUCCUGAUACUUUAGCUUUGGGAUUUUACGUGAUUUUUAUUUUUCAUAUCAAAAUGAUUAGUUAGAAUAGAGAUAUCACUGUUAUGUACCUUUUUUUUUAUAUAUUAACUGUAUAUUUCAGAUCAGGCUUAAAUCCAUUUGGUAAAACGAUGACAGCUGCAUUCAGUGUUGGAAGCAAUUCGAUGUGAACUGGAAGUAUUUUAAAUACUAUUGGAUUAGUUUUUUUGGCAAAUAAAUUGUUCAAGUGUG
Acanthopagrus latus (yellowfin seabream) is the source of this 2482-nucleotide messenger RNA. It is a transcript of the gene rhbg, whose product is annotated as Rh family B glycoprotein. The transcript is spliced from 10 exons. The record is from RefSeq and is a predicted model, not a curated record. Gene Ontology annotation, cellular component: plasma membrane. NCBI's taxonomy places the organism in Eukaryota, Metazoa, Chordata, Actinopteri, Spariformes, Sparidae. Gene Ontology annotation, molecular function: ammonium channel activity. Bases 192 to 1568 code for a protein of 458 amino acids. Gene Ontology annotation, biological process: ammonium transmembrane transport; ammonium homeostasis.